AUGCAAAAUUGGAUGAUGGCCCAAUUAUACAGAAUUUCGUUCCGUCUCUUGUUUAGUUCAGCUUUUGCCACAAUUUACGGCGAUGAGAGCAUCAUUUUGUGCUUUCAAACACUAGAAUGCAUCGGUGCUGGGUCAAAGAUCAAAAUACGAACAAAAGCCUCUCCGAGUACAGUAGCUGCCAGAACGGGAGCUGCUGCCUAUGAAGAAAGUCGAGAGUCCUUGAAGAGCGGAGAAGUGAAAACCAAAGUCCGGAAACGUCUUGCCAUCGAUCCCGAUGUGGAUGAAGUUGACUUGGAAAAUUAUCAAGGAGUCCUUGGGCGACCUGGAGUCGAUUUUCCCGUAUUGACUGGAAUUCCAAAGACGAAUUUCACCUGCAAGGAACACGGGAACGGAUAUUUUGCGGAUUUGGAAACGGAUUGUCAGGUUUUCCACAUUUGUGACGAAGGUCGUAAAAUCUCAUUUUUAUGCCCGAACGGCACAAUUUUCCGUCAACUUGAUCUAAUUUGUGACUGGUGGUUCAAAGUUGAUUGCGCCUCAUCACCGAGUCAGUAUGCCGAAAGCUCCGAAACUCUCGCACGUGACAAAAAUCGUCGAUUGCAGCAACGGAAACACUUACAGGCCGAAUUCAAUGUGGAAUCUCUCUCGGGUGAACCAUUAAAGCAAAUUGAUCGCCGCGUUGGCAAAGCAUUUGUUGAGAAAAAUCGUCGCAUGGAUGCUUAUUUCUCCGAACCGAACCCCGACAGCAUCGAAAGCUUCGAAUUUAUCGAUGUAGGACGCAGUAAAAAUAAACGAACUUUUGAAGCGGUUUCCAGUAGUGGCUCGAAGGAACUUCAAGAAGUAGCGGAAACUGCAUCUUUUGUACGUCCUCGUCAAUUGUUAAACGGUUAUGACUACCCCGUGCCCACAGCUAAUGGAAAACCCGCCGGUUACGAAUAUCCAAAGCCAGAAAAACAAAUUUCCUUUUCGUCAUCGGCUUCGGUUGCUAAUCCCACAGAUCGUACGGGCAAAAGAUUAGAAAGUGCCAGACCUACUGGAUUCGGGUUUGAUCCCGCGCCAAAUAGUAACAAUGGAGGAUUUGAGCCAAAACCUUUCAAUACGAGACCAACGGAGAUUUUGAGUACGACAACGACGACGAGAGCUCCUGAAACAAGAUCUCGUCAAAGUACAACAACUGCAAGUUCUUUAACGACCCAAUUCAAUCGAGGAAGCACAACCUAUCAAAGUAGCUUGGAACAGCGUGAUCGUCAAGAAAAAUCUGUGCAACAAUUUACGACUCAAUCGACAACAACAACGCCCCGCAGUACCACUGCAUAUCCUAAAACCUAUAGCACAGCUAAAAAAUUGACAUCCAAAGCGAAAGAAGCAGCUUUUUACACUCCAACUAUCCCGUCAUUCACGAAUAAAGCAACCAAGGAAACAACAAGUGAACGAACUCCCAAAGUACGUUCCACGACUCCAACUCCAAGUGUCUCCGAACACGCCAUGGAAAUGAUGAAGACCCUUCAGCAACUCGGUACCAUGGAAAACGACUCGGAAAAAUAUCAAGGACAACGCGCCGGCUUAGAAGUUCCUCCAAGUUCGGGUCCCAGUGCGCUUCAUUCCCUCGCUUUGUACUUUGCAACGACGCCUGUCGAUCAAAACAGCACCGAACCAACUCCUGCUGCUUCCACAAAUGGUGACGAUGACUUCCAAGGCAAAACAAAUUCUGAUUUCGAACUUUCCACGGAAGCAAAUACGCCGGCAAUUACAGCUGCUCAUCUCAGUCAACGCACCGUCGAACAAUAUCAGGCCUUAUUUGAAGCGGAAAAUAAGCGUCUUGAACCGAACAAUACUAAAAUCAGCUUUCAUGACGACGAUAACGACUUGGAUACCGAAAAUUCCCGCAGUCCUAUUUACGCUGCUGCUGGUUCGCCGCAAAUCCGUGAAUUAGCGCAAGUUUUCACACACGCCUUGUCUGCUUAUUUGCAAGAUCCCGAGACAUUCAGGAAAAUUUUGUCGGAAAUCCGACCCACGGAACCUCCUCCAUUGGAAUCUAAUGAGAUCGAGAAUCGCUUUAACAACCAAGAUGUCUUCCAUGGGCAGGAGGCAUCGUUUGCCAUCCCAAAAACUGCAACAACGACUUCUACAACGACUACUGUGUCACCUACAGAGGAUUUUGAAGUGUUAGAUUUUUCAGAUGUCACGUUGUCAACACAUCGACAAGAAACUACGACUACCGAAAGUCCUACUACGACAACAACAAAGAUAAAUGUUCCUGUCCCAGUGAACAGAAUUUUGCCGCCAUUUUCAAAUAAUGCCAUUGAUCGCACUCCUGGCUCAGAUUUAAUCGCUGAAACACUUGAGAAUGAAGCAAAUAACUAUUAUAACCGACAAGGAAAGGCUCGUGAUGGUUUUGAAACGACUACGGAUGCAAAUCCAUUGGCUAUUGAGAUAAAUGGAGGUCUUGCUUUGUCUACAACUUUCCCCUUUGAGAGUCAAGAAUCAGAAAAAGAUAUUUCUACUCAAACGGAAAGCACUUAUUUCCCAUCAGACAAAAGUAAUAAGAACAAAAAAGUUACUUCACCUUACGGAAAAGGCGUAAAACCAACAGGAAGUGCUCCAUUGUCUAAAUUAGAACAAAAUUCUGAAGCUCCUGAGCAAUGGGGUGACGAAGGAACAACUACUGUAUUCGAUACGGAACAAACCCCGACUCCAUCUCCGGAUUUAUUGCCGCCAUACAAGUCGACACCUGUUGUUUUCACGCCCAGCAAAUACUAUGAGCCUCCCGUGCAGGACGACGAAGAAUCGCUGCAACAAUCCCAAUCACAAUCGAUCUUCGGAAACAACGGAAAUAGCGUAAAAUCAUCGGAAAAACGCGGGAAAUCGUACUUUAACUAUGUGACAGUGCAAGAAACUGAAAGCAGUACUGCUCAAACUACGCGUUUCGGUGAUCGUUUGACAACAACAACUACUGAAACGCCCCUUGACACUACCACGAACGCUGCUGUGAAUUCACGAGGCCAUUUUAUCACGCGAAAAAUCACGACGCUCGAUGACAGUUCGACACCGCUGCCAGAUUUCUCGAAAACUACUAUCCCAGAUACGGGUAAGAUUAGUCCGAACAGCAAAACAACCGUGUCAUAUUCGAUCUUUUUGGACCCAUUGACGAUCAAUGAUGGAUUGAUGGAGUCAUCGGAGACGGCGAAAAAGGCAAAUAAUGAAGCGACGUAUUUACCACGGGAUUUGACGACUGAAAGUUAUACCGAAGCAAUCACAGGAGCUCCAACGUUCACAGUUUCCACGAGAACUGCUUCAGUUUCGACGCGUCGUGGCAAGGAAUUGAAUACAAAACCAACAGCAGCUUACAAUCAAGUUCCACAAGAUGAAAAGGAUUUGAGUGAACAGGAUUUCGUUACCGCCAUGCAAAAACGAGCCAAUGAAAUGUUUGGGGGGCUGAAUGAUACGCAAGCAGACCAUUUGAUGAAUGUCAUGAAACAAGCAGAUAAGAACAAAAAUGUGCGAAGAUUGAUCCUGCUUUUGAUCCAGACUUGUGAUGAUGAUUACAAUAAAACUGUCGAAGAGUCGAGAAAUGCACUUUUGAACGCACUGAUCCAAAUGGAUACAAAAGACGGAAGCGGAAGUGAUAUUCAAAUCGUGAAAACUCGUUAUGGAGGUGAACGUAAGACUCAAGAACAAACCACAGAAGCGUCUCCUAAGAUAACCACGUAUCGCAGUGUGGACCACAAUAAAUACACAUCCGCUGAGGCAACUGUCGAAUACAGCUUUGUCACUUCCACGAGUGUCUCGGACCAAACAACGACAGAUUUUGAGACAACAACUUCCUUCCCAACCUCCGCAGCUGAUACGACAGAACAAACUACAACUGAUUUCCCAACCACAACCACAGAUUAUCCAACGACUUUUUACAGUAGAACAACGACGACGACAACGACAACUACGCCAGCUCCAACAACUACCAGCCGCAAGCCACGAACUCGUACCCGAACACGAGGCGGUGCGCCGCGCGUUCAAAAGAGCCUCGGCUUGUCGGAAGACUUUGUAGCGGAAUCCUCUAGUAAUUACGGAACAGACAAUGCUCAAAAUAAACACUCGGAUGCCAGAGCCUUGGAGCUUCUGAGAUCACUGUACUCCUUGGCAUCGCGAUGGGGCUAA
Culicoides brevitarsis is the source of this 4152-nucleotide messenger RNA. RefSeq names its product mucin-2 (gene thw). The coding region runs from base 1 to 4152 and encodes 1383 amino acids. The record is from RefSeq and is a predicted model, not a curated record. Lineage: Eukaryota; Metazoa; Arthropoda; Insecta; Diptera; Ceratopogonidae. Gene Ontology annotation, cellular component: extracellular region. Gene Ontology annotation, molecular function: chitin binding. The transcript has 5 exons.